Molecule: messenger RNA, 1917 nt
Organism: Grosmannia clavigera kw1407
Lineage: Eukaryota; Fungi; Ascomycota; Sordariomycetes; Ophiostomatales; Ophiostomataceae
Product: subtilisin-like protease
Exons: 1
Coding region: 1-1917 (638 amino acids)
Biological process (GO): proteolysis
Cellular component (GO): membrane; cell wall; cytosol
Molecular function (GO): serine-type endopeptidase activity; tripeptidyl-peptidase activity
Source: RefSeq, a predicted model, not a curated record
AUGGCGUACGAGGACGGCAGCGACGUGAUCUCGUGCUCGGCAGGCGACGACUCGGGAUGGGCGGGCGAUGCGGCAGCGGUGAUGGCGUCGCGUAUCGUCAAAGCCGGCGUGCCGGUCGUGGUGGCACUGGGCAACUCGGGCGAGCUCGGACUCUGGCAGGCGGCCAGCCCUGCGAGCGGCGAGGGCGUGACGGCGGCCGGGUCCGUGGACAGCCCGCUGCUGCCCACGCUGGUCAACGCAGCCACAUACAGCAUCGGCAACGGCACCGCUGGCACGCUCGCGUGGCAAGACGGCGUGCCCCAGUUUGCCAACGUCACGCUGCCGGUGGUGGUCCUCAACAGCAACAACCUCAGCCGGACCGAUGCGGCCUGCGAUCCGCUGCCCGAUGACACGCCCGACCUCUCAAAGUCGCUUGUGAUGCUGGGGCUGUCGACCACCUGCUCGUCGAGCCAGCAGGUUAAAAACCUCGUGGCUGUAGGGGUGCGGAACGUUAUAUUUUACGUCCUGACGGGCAGCAGUGGCUUCAACAGCCUCAGGAUCACCUUCAACCAGGAUGUUGGCCUUUCUGGCGUGGGCAUCACCACCCUCGACCAGGCCCAGACCUUGGCCGACGCCCAGAAUCAGAAUCAAAAGGUGACGGUGGCUAUUACCAGCACCGCCUACGCUGAGCCCGCCGCCAUCAACUAUCCCAACACGCUUUCGGGCGGCCACGUCAGCACCUUUAGCAGCUGGGGCCCAACAUGGGAGACGCUGCUCAAGCCGCAGAUCGCCGCGCCAGGCGGCAACAUCCUUUCGACGUACAUUAACGGCGCCUACGCCGUCAUGAGCGGCACGUCUAUGGCCACCCCUCUGUCCGCGGCUAUUCUCGCGCUCGUUAUACAGGCGCGCGGCACGCGCGACCCGGCCACACUCAACAGUGCCGUGACCGCCACAGCGCAGCGGAUCACGUGGUAUGACGGCACGACGGUGGAUGACACGCGCCUGGCUCCGGCAGCGCAGCAAGGCGGCGGCCUGGUGCAGGCGUACGCCGCAGCCCGGACCCCGGCGCUGCUCAGCGUGACCAGCCUGUCGUUCAACGACAGCGAUCACUUUCCAGGGCCGCAGACGUUUCGCGUGAGCCACGUCGGCCCCUCGACGGGCAGCCUCGACCUUGUGCUCGGUCACGUGCCCGCCAUCACCAUGUAUAGCCUCCAGGACAAUGGCGAUGGCACCACCAAGCGGGCCCGCUUCCCCAACCCGAUCGUCGACGAUGCCGCCGCCGCGCUGGCGUUCAAUGUCCCGGGUGGCACUGUGAAGGUGCCGCCUGGCGGCAGUGUCGAGAUCACCGUGGCGCUGACGCCGCCCCCUGGACUCAACGCCUCGCUGCUGCCCGUCUACUCGGGCUACAUCACCCUGGAGGGCGCCGCGGUCAACCUGUCACUGCCCUACGUAGGCAUCGCCGGCAGCUUCGCCGCGACGCCGGCCGUGCAGGCCGGCUACGCGGCUGGCUGCUACCUCUCGACCACCGACGGCCAUUUUGACAUUCCGGCGGCCAGCAACCAGACGUUUACCAUUCCGCGGCCGGGCAGCAACAGCACGUCGUCCACGAUGCCCAUCUACCCCCGGAUCAUCGCCCGGCCAACCAUGGGCACGUCGCUGAUGCGCUUGGACCUGGUGUCCGCGUCAGGCAACAGCAGCAUUCCAACAUCAAACUUUAUGGGCGUGUCCAGCCUCGGCCUGCUGCAUGAGAUGCCGGUGAAGUUCGUGGCCGGCGUGGGCUUUAGCAUCUACUUUGACGGCACCCUGGACGAUGGCACGGUGGUGCCCGCAGGUGCAUACAAAGUGGUCGUGAGCGCGGUCAAGAUCUUUGGCGACAAGAACAAGAAGAAGGACUGGACCAUGGUCGAGACGGCUCCGUUUGUCAUUGCGUACAAGUAG